Molecule: messenger RNA, 1443 nt
Organism: Engraulis encrasicolus (European anchovy)
Lineage: Eukaryota; Metazoa; Chordata; Actinopteri; Clupeiformes; Engraulidae
Gene: ghrh
Product: growth hormone releasing hormone
Exons: 6
Coding region: 116-634 (172 amino acids)
Biological process (GO): positive regulation of cell population proliferation; positive regulation of growth hormone secretion; positive regulation of multicellular organism growth
Cellular component (GO): perikaryon; terminal bouton; extracellular region
Molecular function (GO): peptide hormone receptor binding; growth hormone-releasing hormone receptor binding; growth hormone-releasing hormone activity
Source: RefSeq, a predicted model, not a curated record
CUAGUCCACACAAAACUAAUUUCCCUUCCCUCCCAGCAACUGUGAGUGUGACCACACAAGCGUGCGUAUCUGAGGAGGCUCUGAAGAUGGUCAGCAGUGCCAGAACAGACCACGAAUGAAAGGUGCCUGCUCUUCCCCACUUUAUUUUCUCAGUCAAGAGUGUUGGAGACACAGCUAUAUUCAGUGUUGUCCAAAAAUGAUGGAAAGAACUGCACUACUGGCUAUCUACUGUCUGCUGAUGCCUAUAUCUGCUUCGCCUCUGUAUCCAUCAUUGAAGUUUGGACAGAGGGCCACAUCUAUCUUACUGAGCUCCACAGUAGAACAUCCACUGCAGCUCCCAAACACUGACUACAGCUCCUCUCAGACACGGGAAUCCAUGUUCAGAGCUGGAAGACAUGCUGAUGCCAUCUUCACAAAUAGCUACAGGAAGGUAUUGGGUCAGAUCUCAGCCAGGAAGCUUCUACAGUCCGUCAUGGGUAAGAGAAUUGGCAGGCAGGACACAGAGCAGCACUUUGAGAAACGGCAGUCAGAUAUUCAAGAGGCACCCUUCAAACAGCAACUCAGUGCCACCCAGAAAGAGGAGAGGCAACCGGACACUCAUAGGCUCAGGAAUUUCCGGGUCCCAUGGUCUUGAGGGAAGCAGCCACUUCAGUUCUCUCCAUAGCUAUAAACACAGAACAUCAACUGAUCUACACUGUCCAACACAGAUUGAACGGCUAUUCUUUUGUAUGCACUUCAAAGACUUGUGCUGAAUGUAUAAAUAUUGCACUGAAUAAAUACUAUAUACUAAACAAAUACAAGUUUAUGUCUAUUUUUUAGGACUUACAGCAACAUUACAUUAAGCAGAACACAAAACACAUGAAUUACCUUUCCAACAAAAACUCAAAAAAAGACGAGCCAAAAAAUUAACCCCACAUCCUUUUAUUUUUUAAUUACAAAACAUUGUCUGCCAUUCUACCUGUUGCAUGUUGUGGAGUUGUGUGGACAGAACUUUUAUCAUUUUACGAGAGAGCAGAUUCCUUGGCCUGUUUGUAACGGACACAUUGAACAUACAUCUGAAAAGGCCUUGUUUUUCAGAAAUAGACCUAAAAAUGCAGGCAGACACUCAUCCACUGAUUCAGUAGAUUGUGACAUGAACACUCUCAGACAUAAACACACACAUCUCACUCAUUACGGACAACAGCGCCUCUUCCCUAACAUUCAAGAUGAAUUGACACCUGUUCAAAUAUCCUUUUUUAGUGAAAAAUAAAAAAACAAACAAACAAAGAAAACAACAAAUCAACAAUGUAUUCAUCCACUGACAUUAUUUUACAGGCUUUAGUGGAAAACGAUAUGGCCAAACCACAUUUGUAUACACACACGUUUUAGUCAAGAAACUUCUCUCAGUGUACAGUGCAUUCAGUUGCUAAAAAUGGGAAUAUUUCUGACGGCAUUUUUUUUUUU